This is a messenger RNA of Tarenaya hassleriana, 1273 nucleotides long. Its product is annotated as B-box zinc finger protein 21. Gene Ontology annotation, cellular component: nucleus. Gene Ontology annotation, biological process: photomorphogenesis; regulation of DNA-templated transcription. The transcript is spliced from 3 exons. Gene Ontology annotation, molecular function: zinc ion binding. The record is from RefSeq and is a predicted model, not a curated record. NCBI's taxonomy places the organism in Eukaryota, Viridiplantae, Streptophyta, Magnoliopsida, Brassicales, Cleomaceae. The coding region runs from base 91 to 1113 and encodes 340 amino acids.
ACUCCAUAAAAACCUCACCACUUCUUCCUCUUCCUUCUUCCCUUUUCUUCAACAGCCAAAAUCUCUCUUUCUCUCUCUCGAUCUCGAUCGAUGAAGAUAAAGUGCGACGUCUGCGAGAAAGAGGAAGCGUCGGUGUUCUGCACCGCCGACGAAGCCUCUAUCUGCUCCAUCUGCGACCACAGAGUCCACCACGCUAACAAGCUCGCCUCAAAACACCUUCGCUUCUCUCUCCUUCAGUCCUCUUCUCCUCCUCUCUGCGACAUCUGCCAGGAGAAGAGAGCGUUCUUGUUCUGUCAGCAAGACAGGGCGAUUCUGUGCAAAGACUGCGACACUCCGAUCCACGCGGCUAAUGAACACACCAAGAAACACGACAGGUUCCUUCUUACAGGGAUCAAGCUCUCAUCAGAGUCAUGUCCGUACAAACCCACAUCUGGUUCUUCACCUUCUUCUGCUACAACCCAUGACUGCUCUGUUCCUGGUUCAUCAAUCUCGAAUCCUCCAAUCAAGAAACCUGUGUCAGCACAACAGAUCAAAUCCAGUAUCCACUCUUCUCUGAACAAACCCCAGCCACAGUUAGAGAAACCGGCGGUUCCGGCACAGGAAGCUGCGGUGGCGGUGGCACCGGCGAGCAAGAACGGCGGCGAUGAUGCGGCGGCGAAUCAAUCGGGAUGUACGAGCACGAUAUCGGAGUAUCUGAUUGAGAUGUUACCUGGAUGGCAUGUCGAAGAUCUUCUCGAUUCUUCUGUUCCUCCAUUUGGUUUCUACAAGAAUGAUGAUGGGAUGUUGCCAUAUAUGGAAGGAGAAAUCAACAACAACAGCAGAAGCUUUGGGUCAGUUCCAUCAGAGAAUUUGGGGAUUUGGGUCCCUCAGAUUCCUCAAACAAUGGCUUCAUCACACCAAAACCAGUACCACUCUCAUGGCUCCAACGGCAACACACAGAUCGGGAUGUUCAAAGAAGCUGUUUGCUCUUAUGUCCCAACACCAAACAUGAAACAACAACAACAAGGAGGAGGAGGAGGACAGAACAAGAGAUGUUUUGAUGAUGGUGGAUUCACUGUCCCUCAGAUCCCUUCCCCUCGGCACAAUAACAAGAAAUCUAGAUCCCUCUGGUAGUUUCUCCUCUUCCGGGUUUUGCUCUUUUGUCACCAAUUUCAAUUUUUUCAAUCAAAGUUUCAAUCUUUGCGAUAGGCUUAGAGCUUUUGUUUGCAGACUUUUUGUCUUCUGUACAUAUGGUGAAAUUGAUGUUUGUUGUUUGCUUUUUUCAUUUUCAUUA